AUGGGCGUGAUUGCCCAGAUCGCGAUAGGCGUGCUCGCUAUUACCUUGUUGACCGUAAUAGCCUUUUUUGGUCGAGUCCCUGCUCUACGACACACACCGAUAGCAUGGCUUCAUCGCGUACUCAUGGUCCAUAUACCAAAUGGCAUCUUGUCCCUAGACCAGCGAUUCACCUCAGGCCGCCUCACGUCCUCAUGUUUCCGCUUCGGAAAUAGGAUUAUGUACGGUCGGCACCCGACGGUGCUCAUUUUCUUCUUCCUCCUACUCUCAGUGAGCGAAUACCUCUUCAUGCCCGGCGCCUGGCCGCGGCUCUCACUCUUCCACAAGAUCGCCGGCAGCGUCUCUAUUGUGUUGCCCUACUGGUUCCUCUACUUGUCGGCCUACGGCGACCCGGGCAUCAUCACGACCGCCUCCCACUCCAAGUACAUGAGCCAGUACCCGUACGACUUCUCACUGUUCCACCCAGGACAGAUCUGCCGCACCUGCCAACUCAUCAAGCCGGCGCGGUCCAAGCACUGCGCCGUCUGCAACCGCUGCGUCGCCAAGAUGGACCACCACUGCAUCUUUAUAAAUAACUGCGUCGGCUACGGCAACCACGCCCACUUCAUCCUUCUACUAUUCACCACCGCGGUUCUGAUCUCCUACGGCGCCAUACUCGGCCUGAGCCUGAUCUCCGAGACGAUCCACGGCCGGCAUCCGGGGUGGAAGCUCUGGAAACCACGCAGCUUCACCUGGCACGACUACCUGGUACUCCUGACGUUCGGAAUUCAGGAAGACGUGGGUAUAGGCAGCGUAUCAAUGCUCGCAAUGAUGACGAGUCCGCUCGUGUGGGGAUUAUUGGGUUAUCAACUCUAUUUGAUCUACUGCGGGACCACCACCAACGAGAGCAUGAAGUGGCAGGAUUGGAAGGCUGAGAUGGACGACGGGUUUGCUUUUAAGCGCGCCAUGGCCAGCGACAGGGUUAAGGACCCGCGCUGGGAGGCGCAGUGGACGAGAUGGCCCGUCGAGUCUGUGCAAUCGCUAGUGAGGACGGAGGAUGGCAGGCCGCCGCCUAACAACGAGGGGCCGGGUAUUGGGGAGUGGGAGCGUGUUUGGAAUUUGAAGGAUGUGGAAAAUUUGUACGACCUGGGGGUUUGGGACAACAUGGUCGAUGUAUUCGUCCCGGGAUAUUCUUUCCGGGAUGCGAUAGUUACUGACGAAGAAAGGGGUAGACGGAGCAAGAAGUCGAAGGAGACGAGGGCUAGCAAAGUGAUAGAUGCUGUCACUUAG
This is a messenger RNA of Pseudomassariella vexata, 1266 nucleotides long. Its product is annotated as DHHC palmitoyltransferase-domain-containing protein. The record is from RefSeq and is a predicted model, not a curated record. NCBI's taxonomy places the organism in Eukaryota, Fungi, Ascomycota, Sordariomycetes, Amphisphaeriales, Pseudomassariaceae. Gene Ontology annotation, cellular component: endoplasmic reticulum; Golgi apparatus. The transcript has 2 exons. Gene Ontology annotation, biological process: peptidyl-L-cysteine S-palmitoylation; protein targeting to membrane. Bases 1 to 1266 code for a protein of 421 amino acids. Gene Ontology annotation, molecular function: protein-cysteine S-palmitoyltransferase activity.